Molecule: messenger RNA, 726 nt
Organism: Solanum tuberosum (potato)
Lineage: Eukaryota; Viridiplantae; Streptophyta; Magnoliopsida; Solanales; Solanaceae
Product: cytochrome P450 71A4-like
Exons: 2
Coding region: 1-726 (241 amino acids)
Molecular function (GO): monooxygenase activity; iron ion binding; oxidoreductase activity, acting on paired donors, with incorporation or reduction of molecular oxygen
Source: RefSeq, a predicted model, not a curated record
AUGCUACUUCACUUUGGCAGUAAGCCUGUGAUUGUUGCUUCCUCAGUCGAAGCUGCUCGUGACAUCAUGAAAACACAUGAUCUCGUAUGCUCAAGCAGACCUAAAUCUAGCAUGGCUGAUAGACUCUUUUACGGCUCUAAGGACGUGGGCUUUAGUCCCUAUGGUGAAUACUGGAGACAAAUUAAAAGCAUUGUCGUGCUUCACCUUCUCAGCAACAAAAGAGUCCGAUCUUAUCGUGAUAUUAGAGAAGAAGAAACAUCGAAUAUGAUUGAAAAAAUCAGACAAGAGUGUAAUUCUAAUUCUUCAAAUUCAGUGAUAGAUUUAAGAGAUCAUUUUUGUUUUAUGACUGGUAACAUAAUUAGCAGAGUGGCCUUAGGGAGGAUAUAUAAUAAAAGGGAAAGUGGAAUAGAUGCAAAGAACAUCCUAGCAGAAUUUCUUCAUCUUUUGGGUACUUUUAAUGUUGGGGAUUAUAUUCCUUGGCUUGAAUGGGUCAAUAAAAUCUUUGGUUUGGACACCAAAGUGGAGAAAGUAGCUAAAAAGUUGGAUACAUUUUUAGAGACUGUGAUUGAAGAACAUAUUAUUAGUAACAAGAAAAGAGAAUACAGAGUGGGAGAAACUAAAGAUUUCGUGGACGUUUUGCUAGAAAUUCAAAAUGGGAAGGAAACUGACUUUCUUCUCCAAAGGGAUUCAUUGAAAGCUAUCAUCUUGCUGGUACGGAUACAAUGA